Molecule: messenger RNA, 1670 nt
Organism: Fonticula alba
Lineage: Eukaryota; Rotosphaerida; Fonticulaceae
Exons: 2
Coding region: 121-1437 (438 amino acids)
Molecular function (GO): metal ion binding
Source: RefSeq, a predicted model, not a curated record
CCCCCCCCCCCCCCUGCCCCCUCUCCCAUUCCCCUCCGACUCUCUCCCUCUCUCCCCCUCCCCCUCCCCCUUCACAUUUCGUGGUCGCAGCAGCUCGCACCAGCCCCACCAGCGGCACUCAUGUCGCUGCCCUCGCACCUCUCCGGUUCUCCGUACGGCGACCAGGGCCAGGGCCAUGGUGCCGGCCCGGUUGUUCCCCACCCCGCCGCCCCACACCUUCCCCAGUCCCGCUACCAUGCCAACCAGGCACCGGCGCUGGCGCCGGCCCCGCAAUACCUCCCGCAGUACCCUGGCCUCGGUGGAACGGCCCCCCCAUCGCCGAUGAUGGUGAAUGCGCCGGCCCUCGGUGCCGGAGCAUCUCCCACCGGUUCUGCCGCUGCCUUCAGUAGUCCCUUCAUGCCGGAUGGCAUGGUCGGCUCGCCCGGUCCCAAUAGUGCCGGCUCCGGCAGUGCCACCGGCAGCACCAGCAGCCUCGGCCGGUCAGCCGGAUCGACCAGCGGCCGUGGGACCUUGACCGAGGAUCUGGCAGCCCUGGGUCUGGGCUAUGGAGCUGGCGGCGGGCAGCCGACCGAUUCCCCCACGCGCGAGCACUGGGUCCCGGACCAGGAGGCCCUGGUGUGCGGCGAUGGCCGGGUCAUUGGCGGCUGCGGGCGGACCUUCGGCCUGCUGCGGGAUCGGCGCCAUCAUUGCCGACGUUGUGGCGGGGUCUAUUGCAGUUCCUGUGCGCGGUUCCGCAUUGUCCUCGAUGCACAGGCCACCUUCGUGGCGGUCGAUCGGCGCCUCAUCGGCUCGCGCUCGGUGCCCACUGUUCGAUCCUGCCAGCCCUGCUAUCUGGACUUCUACCGGUAUAUCGAUGCGGCCGAGAUGCUGGCCGCCCAGGCCGGCGACGCGCAAUUCCUGACCAAGAGCGCCAGCUCGCUACUUUACUCGGACCCGGAUCUGGUGAGCCAGUCGAGCGAGUCCUCCAGCUUCGACGCCAGCUCUGGGGCAUUCCCUUCACAGCUUCCCGGUGCCGGUGCCGGGGCCGGCCGGUCCCUGUCCACCUCUUCGGCGGCGUCAGCCGAGGCGGCCAUCGCCACUGCCGGCCAGUUGGCGCCAGUUCCCCUUCCUCCGAUGUCCCAGCACUCGGAGGCGGCCGCCGGCGGGGCCCCCUCCCCUGCCCCCACGCCCACCGGCUCGCCGGUCCCCUUCGUGUCGACCGACCCCACCGGCGAGCAGCGCUUCUGCCUGAGCUCGAAUCCCUGCUCGCCCGACUGGCCUUGCAAGGCCCACCGCGCGGAUUACCCCUGCACCGCGGAGAACCCCUGUUCCUUCAGCUUCCCAUGUGCCAUCUCGCCGAAGUGCUCCGGGGCCGAUCCGCGCGGCUUCCGCCCCCGGCGCUCGACCACGGACGUCCUCCGGUCGCUGGAGAGUUCCGAAGCUUGGUCCACGUUCUGAUCCUCCCCCCCGCGCGCCAGCCUGCGGCGCAGGCCCAGGACCGAUGCAUGCGUGAGCACGGGGACGAUGCACAGGCUGCACGUCGCCGCCCCUCGCGACUCUCCGUCCUUCCCAUGAUCCCCCUUCCACCGUUCCCUCUUUUCCCUGCGUUUGGGGCUUCUCUCGCUCGCUCCUCAUGGACACACAUACCGCCAGUUCAUCGCGGCCCUGUCCCCCCCCCCCCUCCUCCCCCC